AUGGAUCCUCAGACUCGCAACAAAAAAAUUGUCGAUCUCACCGAGCAAAAGCUGACCACCCUCGGUUUCUUGGGCCUCAAUGCCGUCCAAGGAGUCAAGAAUCUGGUCGAGCAAGUCAGGGCAGACCCGGAGAAUCUUGGCAGUAAGUUCCCCGUCCUGAGCGACUCCGAUACCCACUUCACUCGGCUCAGUACCAGCUCGUCUGCCACGACGGUCGUCGCUCCCGACCUGAUGUCUCAGUACGAGAUCAACUUUUAUUACCACGGCCUCUCGGAGGACCCUCCGAAGCUUAUGUGGCGCUCUGACUUCGACAUAACCCCCUUCCGCAUGCCCAAAGUCGGAGAACGCUUCUUCAAGCCCUACCCCAAGCCUGCCUUCGGUAUAUUCAACACGCGUCUCAACGACCUCAAGACUCAUGGUAUCAAGUACUCGGCACUGAAGGCUGCCCGCUUCUUGACCGUCAACGAGGACGAUGGGACAGAGACGUGGGGUCCCUUCACCGUUUGGAUAGCCGUCCAUCCCAACACCACCAAGGCUGCAGCUGUUCGCGACAUCACUCCCGAUAUACUCCAGGUCCUCAACGAUGCCCAGGUCUACGGUGCUGUCGUGGAGUGGUACGAGGGGACUGUCUAG
Molecule: messenger RNA, 633 nt
Organism: Gloeophyllum trabeum ATCC 11539
Lineage: Eukaryota; Fungi; Basidiomycota; Agaricomycetes; Gloeophyllales; Gloeophyllaceae
Exons: 5
Coding region: 1-633 (210 amino acids)
Source: RefSeq, a predicted model, not a curated record